Messenger RNA from Cotesia glomerata, 394 nucleotides. RefSeq lists its product as uncharacterized. Lineage: Eukaryota; Metazoa; Arthropoda; Insecta; Hymenoptera; Braconidae. The record is from RefSeq and is a predicted model, not a curated record. The transcript has 2 exons. Bases 19 to 321 code for a protein of 100 amino acids.
AGUUUUUCAAUUUUAUAGAUGACGAACAUCGGCAACAGUGUUUAUUGUAGAAAUGUAAUUUAUGAUUCAGCAACAGGAGCUUCUAAGAAAGCAACACAUAUAGCAAGGAGAUUGAUAGAAGGGGUUUUUACCCAUGAGUCUCUUAUAAAGUGCACCUUAACGGGACAGGCUCCUCGUGGUAAAGACACAAAAUCAGAUUUUGCAAUUAGACCGCUUAAUAAGCGGGGCAAAGAUGUUAUUCUUGAUUUUGCUAUUCGCUAUGCAGCCACAAAAAACUGGCCAAAACAAGAUUCUACUGUCAUUUUUAAGUAUAAUUUUUAAUUAUAAUUAGUUUUAUAAAUACUUUCCUUCGACGUAUAAUUAGUUUAGAUUAUAUUUAAUACUUUAUUUAAUU